Molecule: messenger RNA, 8844 nt
Organism: Kluyveromyces marxianus DMKU3-1042
Lineage: Eukaryota; Fungi; Ascomycota; Saccharomycetes; Saccharomycetales; Saccharomycetaceae
Gene: CSF1
Product: Csf1p
Exons: 1
Coding region: 1-8844 (2947 amino acids)
Biological process (GO): fermentation
Cellular component (GO): membrane
Source: RefSeq, a predicted model, not a curated record
AUGGAUUCGAGCUCAUCUUUUAGUCCUGUAUCAAUCUCUAACGAGAAGAAUUUGAGUAUACCAUUCCUUGUGGACUGGAUUCUCACAGUGGUUCUAUGCAUAUUAGUUCCAUUUUACUUUGGACGAAUAUCAGCAUGGAUAUUAACACAGGCAGUAAACGUGCUCCUUUGGAGGCGACAUAAAGUGAAAAUUACCAUUCAAUCGAUAAAGAUUUCGUUUCUUGGUGGUCGGAUCUUCUUUAAGAAUCUUACUAUAGUGACUAGGGAUUCAACGAUAUCGUUUUUGGAGGGGAGCUUUACAUGGAGGUAUUGGCUCCUACAUACAAGGGUUCGGGGCUAUGAUUCUGAAUCUAGAACAGGUUUAGAUGCUAUCAAUAAUGAAAAAUUACCAGCUCGGUUCUUAUUGCAGUGUUCCGGUGUCGAAAUAUUCGUGUAUAACCAUUUCGACGCAUACGAAUCCCUAUUAAAGGAACACUUCGCUACUGCGGGAGAUGACUAUGCUUAUAGCGAUUCUAAUGAUGACGAUAAAGCAACUGAGCUCACAGAACAAGAUGGCUCUAACUCUAAGACUUCUAAUACCAGUGGCAGUGCAGCAAGUUGUGUUAAUGAUACAAAAACUGGAUCGAAACUCCCGAUUUUGGCGGGAGUGUUUCCAAUCCAAUUAGCAGCCAACAGAGGUGCUUUAGUUCUCGGAAAUAGAAAUACAAAGCAUGUUGGCGUUUUCAGUUUCGAACAGGCCAAGGGUAUAUUUGACAUACAUACUUCGGCUUCUAAACUGGACUAUUAUAGAAAGAAACUGUCUUUGGAUCUCACUGACACAAGUUUUCAACUACGCACUAACCUAGGUUACCAAAACGAUAAUCCCAUCAAGACAUUUGUAGUGGAAAAAACGAUGGAUAAAGUACUACAGAGCGUCUCUUCUCAUUGGAACAAAUUUCUAGGAAUAAUAUGGCGAGGCCAUCAACUUCAAAGCAAUGACCAGUUAGAAUACUUAGAAUCUUGGAAAGGUUUGGAUAUAUAUCAAAAGCACAAGAAAGAUGAAAAUGACGAUAUCGAUGUAAUAGAAUUUCAAGAUCAGGAAUAUGCUCGUUACAGCAAAAUAAUGAAGGCUGACAAAAUAUCAUUGAAUUACUAUUAUGAUAUACCGGGCGUUGAACAACAAGAGAAUUCUUUCACUGCCAAUACCAAAGUUGAUACUACGGAAAGACAACAUACCCCUGGAGAGGAAGAGGAAGAGGGAGAGGAGGAAGAACAAAAUUCGUAUUCUUUAGCCCCAAUACCACCUGAGUUUGGAUGUGAUAUUGUUGUCUCUACAGCAGCAAUAUAUUACGGCCCAUGGUCCAAUGCACAUAUGCAAGACAUUAUAAGGUUAUUCUCUCCAAUUAUUACUAGAGAUACAAUACCCAAAACACCAUCGACUGAUGGCAAAUUACGCCAAUAUGAAACUUUUAAAGUAUCUAUUAACUUUUCUGAUAAUAGUAUAUUACAUAUUCCUACCAGGGAACCCAGUAAGGAUGAAGAUUUUCUAAAAAGAUUCAAGGAAACAGGCGACACCCAUAGGGCAUUUGGAUGGUUGAAUAUAUCAUUGAAAGACGGUAGUGAACUCCUGUUCAAUAUAGCUCUCUGUUCAAAAAAUAACUAUAUUCCCAAUGAGCUAUUCAUUAAUCUAUUGGAACCAGAAGUAAAAUCUAGUGUCAAUCAUGAGAUUUUAUUCAAAGCUAAAAGCCAGAGUAUUACUGCUGAUGUUGGAUAUCCCACUAAAUGGAAUGGUGAAGCUGAAUGGAUGUUCCAAUUAAAGAGUUUUGGUGCUGAAUUAUUUCUUCUUAAGGAUCAUAUAAAUCUAAUUUCCGAUCUUUUUCAAGAUUUUUCUUCAAGAGCCACACAUGAGUAUGACCUCUUCAGACCGUUUGUUUAUAAUAUAGAUUGGAGCUUUACUGAUUUCAAGUUGAUAUUGAAUGUAAAUGAUGCUAACAUUAUCAAUAAUCCACUUGACUACAAUGAAAACUGUUUUUUAUCUUUAAGCGGACAAUCGUUAAGGACAACAGUGAACUUACCGUUUAAAUCAAUCGAUUCACCAUAUCAUCAAAGUACCUUUUCUAUAAGUUCUCCAAUUGUGAUACUUUCGAUAUUACCACCUAGUUGGAACACUUUAAAUGAGUUUCUAGACGAAAAAACGUUUGGUGAGUGCCCGAAUUUCACCCUAACAGGGUCUUAUCUCUCACACUCAUCAGUUGAUUUAGACAAUGUCGAUCUUAUCGAGAUGGAUAUUAGAAGCUCAUCGACAAAAUUCCUAUCAUUUGGAUUUGUCGUGAGGUAUUUGAUGAAUAUAAAGCUCAACUAUUUUGGCGAAUUCAAUCAUUUCAAAACCACAGAGGAGUAUAGUAAUGACUUGAGGGCGAAAGAAGAAUCAUUAUCAAGCUCAAGGGACACAUAUUCGACAACGGAUGACUUUUCUUCCAUAGUAUCUUCAGUAGAGAGUGAAUCUUCAGGUUUGUCAGACGAAAUUGCCAUAGAUGAAUCUGCAUUUUUAAGGAAGAAGAACGAAACAGAUGUAUGGAUAACAUUUUUUGUUGAAGAUGGUACUAUUGUUGUUCCACAAAAAAUAUACAACUCAAAGAGCUCAUAUCUAUUAUCAUUCAAUAGUCUUGAAUUUGACAUGCGAUAUACCAAUUACUAUAUGGACUUGAGCUUAGCUUUAUCAAGGAUUAAUAUUUGCAGGGAUGACAACUUUAGUUUCGGUAAAGAUAUUAGAUUGCCUCAGGAGAAGCCAUCAGAUUAUGGGAUAAUAGAUGGUCUUCAUAUCCAUGGACAUAGAAUGUUUGGUGUUCCUCCAAAUGAAGAGACAUAUCUAUGCAAGUGGGAUAUUGGGGUAGGUUCAAUCAAAACAGACACUACUUUGGAUUUUCUCGUCACUCUUUUCGAAUCACUUAAAAAACUUGGAUUUUCUUAUAAAGAUAUGGAAAAUCUUUUAAUAUAUAAUUCAAAAAGUCCGGAAGAUAUAACUUCCUUAUCCAUAUCUUUGGUAGGUAUUGCUUUAUGUGUCAGAAGUGCUGUUCCAGACGAAUCAAUCAACAUUGCUUUGAAAGAUAUUAGUAUAAACUCCUGGGAUUUGGUAAAUGAAAGUUAUUCGAAAAGGUUGGAUGCAAAAAUAAAAUCAUUAUUCAUUGAUGCAGUUAAUAAAGAUGGAGAAAAAGCCUUUAGUUUAGAAACAUCGGUAGAUCUGUCAUGCUUUCCAAUAAAAAAGAACUUUAAAAAUCAUAAAUUCGAACAGAGAAAGUGCGUCCUUGUUAAUGACAGCCCUUUUCAUCGGUGUAAGUUUUUAUUGAAUCUUGAUGACCUCAAAGAAUCAUCUUUAUACAAUGAUUUAUUUGGAUCAAUUACACCAAGUAUUUGUAUGCCUUCCCUUGCAGAACCACUCACUGAACAAACGUUUGACAAAAUAUUCGAACUUCUACUCGGAAACCUCUCUAACCUUGUAACCUUUGACGCGGAUGAUCAGGAUACUAGAUACUUGAUGGAGGAUACAUCAAGCAUUGAAACUAAUUAUGGACUUUCCAGGAUUAGAAGCAACAGAAUCAAAGACUAUUUAGUCAAUACCCGAAGCAACUCAAGUACGCAAAACAUAUCGAUACACUUGGGACCAAUUAAUAUUUCUAUUACACCUGAAGUAUUUUCGAUAUUAGCGGGUAUUAUUAAGUGUAUGCCAAAAACUGAUAUUUUUGACACUAUGGAUUUUUAUGAAAUGUCAGUAUUAGAACUUUAUUCCGAAGCCCUGCAAAAUGACUCUAAGGUAAUGAAUAUAUCGUUGGUUUCAGAUCAAAUAACUGUGAAUAUUAGACCUCAAAGUAAAAUAGCAGAAAGCGACGAGAAAAACAACUCUAUGCUUAUUUCAAUUUCCAAACUAUCUAUUCUUUCACAGACUAAAUCGACUGCAAAAAUAAGUGCUGAACUUGAUGUUGUUACUAAAGGAAAUUCAAGCGACUCGACUUUAAUGUGUGAUGUCGAUGAUUUGAAAAUCUCCAUUAAUAAAACUCCAAGCAACACAAUGAUAAGUCAGGAUUCUAUUGCAACAUUUUACCUUUCUACUUUGAAUACCGUUCUAUGCACAGACAUUGACAUGCGUUCGAGAUUACAGAUUGGAACAGUGAGAUUAUCCUUUUCUGAUGACGAUGUAGAUAUGAUAACAGAUUUUACUAUUUUACUUGUAUCGUCAUUUUCAAAUUCUGUGCAAAAGAUAAAGAGCUCACUUGAGAUGAAAAAAGAUGAUAAGAUAAUAAUGUUGCUGAAAAUUGCUCAAUUAGGCCAGAGCAAUGGUAUUGAUUCUGUGCCUUAUGUUAUUACUAAACCUGCAUACAUCACAAGACUCUCUAAAUAUCAUGUGCGUGAUAAUUCCAGCUGGAGGGCAAUCACACGGUUACGUUUUGUCUCACGAAAUAUCCCAGAAACAGAUUACAAUAAGAUAUUUACUGAUUUCAAUGAACUCGAAAAAACUGAAUCUUCUGAAGUCAGAUCUAGAUUUUUAGAAGUAUUCUCUCAUUGGAAAAAUUGGGAUGUAACAGAGAUUGAACAAAGUGCCUUAUUUGAAUUUAUUUUCCCAAUCCCUAUUGAAGACAAUGACGACUCAUCUUAUAAGGAUGCAAAACUUUCGUUCGAAAAGAUUCAUUUAGAAGUAAACUCCAUUAGGCAAGCAUCUCUUCUUGUGAUCAAGCAAUUAGAUAUAAUAUUAAGAAAAUUGACUCUUGACUCAAUAUUAGACUUUGAUUCAAUCGACUAUGAUAAAAAAGAAUUAGAUGUUGGCAUAUCAACAGGGUCAUUGUAUGUGGCUGUAAAUGAAGACCAUGUAAGGAAAGCCGUUCUCCUAAGCCGAAAAUUGGAAACCAAACAGAAAAAAUCCCUAAAUAUAUCAAAAUCAUUCGCAUUAAGAAUAAAUCAAUGUUCAUUGGGUCUGAAAAAUCUUACAAUAGUAGUUAGUACUACUGAAUACAAGGCAUCAAUUGAUUUGAAUGAUGCUUUGAUAAUUGCACUAAAAACUACUUUUGAGAGGAACUCUGUGUUUUCAGUAAAAUACUCUUCUGGUUUAAUUGCAUUUGGAUUUUCGUACCUUAACCAGAAUCUACUAAGAAUACAAAUAAGUAGCAUCGAGGAGAGUUUCAUAGGUAUGGAGACGGAUGGAAUAUACUUAAACCGACUAAACGUCGGUGAAGUUAUUAUUGAUUCAAGUGAAACAACUCUUCAACACCUCAUCGAACAUUCAAAAUCUCUUAAACUCAUGUUAAACAAUAUGAAAGGUGAUUCAAAACAAAUUUCGGUUCCUGGUCAAGAAGAUGGCGAUAAGAAAACAAAAUACAUCCUAAAAAGUUUGGUAGCACUUGAAGCAUUUGAAUUGAAGACAUCUUUAUUUUCGCCAUUUGAUUUAAAAUUCAAACUGACUACCGUUGGAAUUAUAUCUGAAUUAGGAAGGAAGAGAUCAAUUAGCGCUAAUUAUGAAGAAUUGCUUCUUGAUAUCUUUAUGAAUAGUUAUAAGCUGGUGCGUAUAUUCAAUUCUACCACAAGAAUAGAUUUCAAAGAUGAUAUCUUACUCAAUGAUGUCGAUGUUGAUAUUACUACCUUAAAAGUUACUCUUUGUGACAAUCGUUUUCAAUUCGAUAAUAUUAUCCAAAGUAUACAAAACCUUCUUGCACAGAGAGAAAAACGACCAUCAGAUAUUAAAUGUGAGGGUACUGACCAGAAUAUUUCCAAACCUUGGAGCUUCAAUCUAAACUGUGCGUAUAUGGGAUUUUUGAUUGAGAUAGAUAAAACUAAUUAUGUGAUUGAAAUUAAUGAGAGUUCUCUAUCCUACCUCAAGAAGCCUUCAUCGAACAUCAAAACAAAUAAGGUGGAGCCGAACUCCAAUGUAUGGUUUAAUACCCAGAGUCUAUGUUUUUUGGUGGUGCAUCCUGAUAUCCCAUCAACCUUAUCAAAGGUUCUAGACAUUGGGGCAACGUUCAAACUCACCGAGGAUAGUUCAAAAUCUGCAUUACAAGUCGAGAGUCAUUAUACACGCCUAUCAUUGUGUUCUUCAACACUGUUUAGUAUUCUUUUCCUAAUUCGUGAAGGUAAAAUGCUAUUUCAUGACAUUCCUUCAUUUUUCUCUGAUGAUAAUUCUCCAACUACGCCUAAAGAUUCUUCUUUCCUCCAAAAGUUGUCCAUAAAUGUUUUAUCUUACAAACUAUGUUUAGGUUGGCUUUUUGAAGGUGAAAAUCGCCAACCUGGUAUUAUGUUGGGGUAUGAAAGUCUAUUUAUGGCUUAUGAGAGACCCUUUGGAAAACUGACCUUCGUGGAUGGAUAUGUUUCUAUAGCACAAGGUAAACAGUCGAAUGACUUCUACAUUACUGAUGGAAUUCCCAAAUUUAAUAGAAGCCACUUAUCAAGUAUGCAACUCAAUUUUUGGUUCCAUGAAAAGAAUCUAAAGAAAGAUCUUUUCAUUAGAAUGAAUGCUGACAGCAUCGAUGUUUCUGUUAUGACAGAUAUCGUAGAUGUUGCAGCAUCUACUGUAGCAUCAAUAAAAGAGUUCCAACGGAAACUGUCUUCUAUCAAUGAACGCUAUGAUUCAAAUAAUAGCAAUGAAGACCACAGAGGCGAAAAAUUCAGCUCUAAAGUUUUAAUUCCUUCUAUCAAUUCCAUAAAUUGCGUUGUGAACUAUGGAGGUGGAACUAUCAAAUUAUUCAAUCCAACCGAUGUAACUGAACUUGAUCAGAAGUCAUCUUUUGAACUGACUAGCCCUUCUAGCGAAGUGUCUGUGAGCUACUUAUUUGACGUGAAUAAAGAGAAGAAUCAUUGGAUAAGAAGUUACGUCAACGUAGAAUCAACCCAUAACAUCCUCUAUUCAUCUUGUGUUCCUGUUUUAGUUAACUUACAAGAAGAAAUGGAGCAGCUUCUUGGCGGCUUUAAUACAAAUAACACAUCAACUGCCCCGAAUGAUGAAGUGACUACCAAGGCUGAAUUCCAAAAGUCACAUUUUGACUAUAAUAAUUUAUUGAAAAACUUUGAUGUUGCGUUCAUUAUUCAUAUUGGUAAACAAGAUAUCACUUUGUCAUGUGAACCAAAGGCAAAAAUUCAAGCUGAUCUUGGAUUCUCUAAUUUCAAAAUUUCGCUUUUCACCAAUCCUUCAAUUAAUGACAAUUCUGUUUCAGUAUCUUUGCAAUGGUCAAAAAUCGAGAUUAACACAAGACAUGUCUUUUCUAGAGAGAUUAGUUCCUCGGCCGGAAUUGAUGAUGUCCUGCUCGAUGUUAUCUUAACAGAAAAGGAGAACAUCAGCAUAUAUGGUCACAUUAUGUUUUCCGGCACCAAAUUAUACAUGAAUUUGAAGCAGCUCCAGGAUAUAUCACUAUUCCUCGAUAUCUGGUCACCAAAAAUUAAGAAAAACGAAUCUUCUCGGGUUAAGGGCCUACAGGCACCAAAAACCAAAUCAAAACCUGUGUCAGAAUCAUCUGCUACUAAGAUUCCAUGGGUGUAUCGUAUCAUUUUCAAAAAUACCUCCGCUUCUAUUGACAUGGAUCCUUCACUUGGGUCCAUUAAUUUCCAAGCCCCAUCCUUUUGGAUAUCCUCCCGUCACAGUAUUGAUUGGUCUCAUUCUGUCAGCUUUUUCUUGAAAGACAUGAAGUCUAACUCGGAAGGUCGUCUGGGCGGAUCUUUAGAAAUAGGAAAUUUAUUAUUCGAUUCUAGUGUUAACUGGCCUAUUAGAAACCACAAAUUCGAAGCUCCAUUGGUUAAAGUGUCUGUUACAGUAGGUUAUUUAUCCAUCAAAUUAGGGUUUGAUUACCAUUCAUUUUUAAUUGCUGUGGCACAUGAUAUACGCUUUGCACUAUGGAAUGAAAGAGACGAGAGCGGCUUGUUGAAGGAUUUAUUGGCAGUUUCAGCAACUUGUGGAUCAAUUAAUGUAUUCUUAACUGCUUUAUCUUCAGCCAACCUUUAUGAUAUUCAUAACACUUUUGAGCGGUUGAGGAUGGAGAACAAAAAAUCUUAUGUGCAAACUUUGAAGGAAUCUAACCCAGAGAGCUCAGGAAGGAUUCGUGCUAAAAACUCUUCACUUGUGGAACCCCUUCGUCUACGUACUAAUUUGGUUGCUGAAAUUGGCUCUUUUAGAUUACAAGUGUUCCCUAGUACUCUAUUUGACAGCGAAGUGUUAGUGCUAAAAGCUACAAAAAUGAAUGUAGAGGCAACUACCCAAACAGAACAGAAAACGAAGACCGAUUUGACGUGGCAAAUACAUGAUAUUAACAUCAACUUGGCACGCUUUAACAAUGAUUUAACUGAUGACAAUUUCUCCACAAUAUCCGUUGAAGAAUAUAAUUCGAUAGCAUCUGCUGUAGAUGGUGAUAUUAUAUUGGCUGCACCCUCUGUAUUUGUUGGUAUAACGACUUGGCAGAAAAUACCUGACACCAGAAUUGAACUUUUGUAUUCUAGUAGUUUUGGUGAUAAGGUGGACAUAAAAUGGAACUUAGAUCCGAUAAACUUUAUUCGAGAAAUGUGGGCAACACACGUGAGAGCUUUAUCAGCUCGUAGGGGACAUGCUGAAGCAUCCCCAUCGAAACCAUUUUUUGAGGAUGAGAACAUCGCAGAAAAGAUUAAGAUUGUUGAUUUAGGUACUAAAUACCAGUACGUUCCUUUAGAUGAACCUCAUAUUGAAAUGCCUUUAUUGAAGGACCUUGGAAACGCAACCCCCCCAAUAGAAUGGUUUGGUGUGAAUCGUAAAAGAUUCCCUGGUAUGACACAUCAACUGGUUGUUGUUCCUUUACAAAAACUUAUUUACGUUGCCGAAGGCCGCUAUAACAAUAUCCUUGGUGAUAAUUUAAACAGUGUGUAA